GCCUCCAUGGGAAUAUAAAGGGCAAGGCUUGCCUUGCUCAGAGCACCCCAAACUUGAUACCAUGAAGAUCCCAGUUCUUCCUGCUGUGGUUCUUCUCUCUCUCCUGGCACUCCACUCUGCUCAGGGGGCUGCCCUGGGCAGUUCUGAGGCAGAAACCACCACUGGGAAUUAUGAGGCAGGACCCGAGGAGGCCUUUUACGCCCAGUUCCUGAACAUUGACAAGUUGCGAUCUGUUUUUAAGAAUGAUGAAUUCCUGAACUGGCAUGCCCUCUUUGAGUCUAUCAAAAGGAAACUUCCUUUCCUCAACUGGGAUGCCUUUCCUCGGCUGAAAGGACUGAGGAGUGCAACUCCUGAUGCCCAGUGACCAGCCCCUUCAAGACCCAGCACUGCUGAUACCACUGAAAGAGGGGGCUGGUGUGGGACCUGAUCACUAUCCUAUGAUCACUCUCUGCUGCCUCAGUAACUCUAAUAAAAUGUUUUCCAAACAAA
Molecule: messenger RNA, 489 nt
Organism: Hippopotamus amphibius kiboko
Lineage: Eukaryota; Metazoa; Chordata; Mammalia; Artiodactyla; Hippopotamidae
Gene: KRTDAP
Product: keratinocyte differentiation associated protein
Exons: 6
Coding region: 62-364 (100 amino acids)
Cellular component (GO): extracellular region
Source: RefSeq, a predicted model, not a curated record